AUGCCACGGAAAAUUAGUCGGCCGUCAGGAAGCCCUGUCAUGCAAUGGCCGUUACAUAAUGAUGGAAUUAAUUCCGUGGUUGAAUGGGAUCAUUACAGUUACAUUAUCAAUGGGCAUCGUCUCUAUAUUUGGUCUGGAGAGAUGCACUACUGGAGGGCUCCUGUUCCUGAGAUGUGGAUUGAUAUACUCCAGAAAAUCAAGGCAGCGGGGUACAUUGACCCAGACAAUUGCGUGAUGUUACGAGGGUACCACAGCGCGAAAGAGGGGCUUCUGGAUUUCGAGUCCGGGGCACAUAAUUUCACUAAGCUCUUUGAUCUUGCAAAACAAGUCGGCUUGUACAUUCUAUUCCGUCCAGGGCCAUACGUGAAUGCAGAAGCUACUGCAGGAGGGUUUCCUGGGUGGUUGACAACUGGAGCUUACGGCACUUUGAGGAACAAUGACACCCGAUACACCGAAGCUUGGACUCCAUAUUUCACGAAGAUGUCCGAAAUCGUUGCACAGCAUCAGGUCAGCAACGGUGGCAAUGUUUUCAUCUACCAGAUCGAGAACGAGUAUGGUGAUCAGUGGAAAAACGUGGCGGCAAAGACCCCGAAUCCUUCGGCAAUCAGUUAUAUGGAACUGCUGGAGAGUUGUGCAAGGAACGCUGGAAUUGAUGUUCCCCUGAUCCACAAUAACCCAAACAUGAACACUAAGUCUUGGUCGAAGGAUUACGGAGCCGGAGUAGGCGGAGACGUUGAUAUCUACGGUCUUGAUUCUUACCCAUCAUGCUGGAGUUGCAACCUCUCAGAGUGUACCGGCACGAAUGGUGCCUACGUUGACUUUCAAGUCUCCGAAUACUAUACCAAUUUUCUUCAAGUCUCUCCAACACAGCCAUCCUUCCUAGCUGAAUUCCAAGGUGGUUCGUAUAAUCCCUGGGGUGGCCCUGAAGGGGGUUGCAUUAAUACUACUGGUCCUGAUUGGGUGAAUGUAUAUUACAGGCACAAUGUUGCUCAGAAAGUGACAGCUAUGAAUAUCUAUAUGCUGUUUGUGGGAUUUCCUUUCCAUCUCGUGGGCUCUGGUACUAAUCAGCGUACAGGCGAGAGCAGAGUCAUUGGCGAUAAAUAUCAAGAGACCAAGAUCUUUGCCCAAUUCCUCCGUGUUGCCAGGGAUUUAGCUAAGGUUGACUUGAUUGGUAAUGGCACUCAGUACGCCUCGACACCAGCUAUCUAUGCUACCGAACUCCGCAACCCGGACACAAAUGGAGCAUUUUAUAUCACGAUCCACACUUCAUCACCAUCGACCGACCUCACGCCAUUCAAGUUGUACGUCUCAACGUCAGUGGGAAAUUUGACCAUACCUCAGCGAGCUAGCGAUGUCGUUCUCAAUGGUCGAGAAUCGAAGAUUAUUGUUACGGAUUUCGGUGUUGGGAAUAAAACCUUGAUCUACUCGACUGCAGAGGUAUUCACAGUUUCCACUCAAGACAACCUGCCUCUUGUUUUCCUAUGGCUUCCCGCAGGAGAGAGUGGAGAGUUCCUCUUCAGUGGCGUUAGUUCGAGCUCGCUUCUCAAAAGUGCUGGAUGCUCCAACGUUCAGUCAACGAAGUCAAACGGAGGUCUUCUUGUCUCAUACACACAAUUAGUAGGAUCUUGUGCCGUCAAGUUCGACAAUGGGUAUCGGUUUGUUCUCAUCGAUAGAUCAACUGCUUAUGCCACCUGGGUGCCAUCGACAUCGACUGAUCCAUAUACCCCUGAAAAUUCAACAGUUAUUGUUCAAGGGCCUUAUCUCGUCCGGAGUGCAUCUAUCGCACACGAGACUGUCGACCUUACGGGCGACUGGUCGAAUGCCACCGGACUCGAAAUCUUUGCUCCAUCCUCAGUUUCUCGUGUUCGAUUCAACGGCGAACAGCUUCACAUCACUAAGUCGUCUUAUGGAAGUCUCGUUGGGAAGUUGGGAGACAGCAGUCAUACAAUUCCGUCGAUCCAAGCUCAACUUCCUCCUCUCAAAAAGUGGAAAGUGAACGAUGGCUUGCCGGAGCGAAAUCCGACUUAUGAUGACUCGCGAUGGGUUGUCGCCAAUCAUACCAGUACCCCCAAUCCAACGCCUCCAGCCACAUACCCAGUUCUUUAUGCAGACGAAUACGGCUUUCAUACAGGGAACCUCCUCUGGCGUGGUCGUUUCUCAGGCACAAAAGCAACCGGCGUCUCCCUCGCAGUAAUCGGUGGGACCUCCAGCGGCUACUCUGCCUUCCUAAACGGCAUCUACAUUGGCUCCUUCCUCGGUUCAACCUCCAUCACAAACGGGACCCUCACCCUCUCCUUCUCCAACGCCACUCUCUCAUAUACCAACGUCCUCUUCAUAAUCCAAGACCAUACCGGCCACGACGAAACCAGUGGUGUUAACAACCCCCGCGGUAUCUACAAUGCGACUCUCCUGGGUCCUAUCUCCACUAAUUCCUCUCUCUCUUUUGAUUCAUGGAAACUAGCAGGCACAGCAGGCGGCGAAACAAACAUCGAUCCUGUUCGUGGGCCGUAUAAUGAAGGUGGCCUCCACGCUGAGAGGAUGGGGUGGCACUUGCCUGGUUUCAAUGAUCGUGCUUGGUCUUCCUCCGCCCCUGAAGUUGGCCUGAGUGAAGCCGGGGCGAAGUUUUAUAGGAGUGUGGUGAAGUUGGAUGUGCCAAAGGGGGUAGACGUUAGUUUGGGUUUUGUGUUGGGGAGUAAAGAAGGGAGCAAGGUUAGGGCACAGCUUUAUGUUAAUGGGUAUAUGUUUGGGAAGUUUGUGCCGUGGAUUGGGAAUCAAGUUGUUUUUCCUGUGUUUCCAGGAAUCUUGGAUUAUCAUGGGGACAACACAAUAGGCCUCAGUAUCUGGGCUCAAGACGCAGCAGGAGGGAGUGUGAGCAUUGACUGGACUGUUCUCGGGGUCGUGAACUCAGCUUUUGACCCCGGAUUUGAAGCGAGGGAGUUGAGGCCGGGGUGGAGCGAUCGAUCUGCUUAUUACUGA
This is a messenger RNA of Hyaloscypha bicolor E, 2976 nucleotides long. RefSeq names its product glycoside hydrolase family 35 protein. Bases 1 to 2976 code for a protein of 991 amino acids. Gene Ontology annotation, biological process: carbohydrate metabolic process. The transcript is spliced from 12 exons. Gene Ontology annotation, cellular component: vacuole. The record is from RefSeq and is a predicted model, not a curated record. Gene Ontology annotation, molecular function: beta-galactosidase activity. NCBI's taxonomy places the organism in Eukaryota, Fungi, Ascomycota, Leotiomycetes, Helotiales, Hyaloscyphaceae.